This is a messenger RNA of Saprolegnia diclina VS20, 3371 nucleotides long. RefSeq lists its product as hypothetical. Gene Ontology annotation, cellular component: transcription regulator complex; histone acetyltransferase complex. The coding region runs from base 115 to 3261 and encodes 1048 amino acids. Lineage: Eukaryota; Oomycota; Saprolegniomycetes; Saprolegniales; Saprolegniaceae. The transcript has 2 exons. The record is from RefSeq and is a predicted model, not a curated record. Gene Ontology annotation, molecular function: chromatin DNA binding; transcription coactivator activity; histone acetyltransferase activity. Gene Ontology annotation, biological process: positive regulation of transcription by RNA polymerase II.
CAAGAAACCAUCUGCCACAAGCGUUGUCGGCGGGUCCCCCAGAGUACGAGCGGCGCCGCGACUCCGCCCUUCCCCGUGCCUUCCAGCUUGACCGCCGCCACGAGAGCCACGUUGAUGGACCCCAAGUUUGCGGACGACGACCUUCUAUUUAACACUUCGAUGGGGGGCAACGGGACAAACCCGAACGUGAACCUCUUUGGGAACGCCUUCUCGAUGCCAUCGGCGCCGGCGAAUCCGCCGGCCAAUAUGAUGAACCCCGCGCUGUACAACUCGAUGAGCAUGCAGAGCAUGAUGGCCAUGGGCUCCAACUCGAUGCCGAUGAUGUACAACGCGAUGACGAACAGCAACAGCAGCGCCUCGAACGACGACGCCGCGAUCCAGUUCCCAGCCGAGCUCAUGACGACGUCGCCAAGCCGGAACCCGGCGACGGGCCAAGCGCCGGCCAACAUGGCGGGCCUCAACGCGAUGGCCGACCCGAUGAUGCAGAUGAACCAAAUGGGCAUGAACCCGAUGAUGGGCGGCGGCAUGCCCAACAUGUACGGCAUGGCGCCCAACAUGCCGCCGAACCUGUACAUGAUGCCGCCCCAGCAGCAGCAGCAGUACCUCUGGCAGCAGCAGCAACAGUACCUCCAGAUGAUGCAAGCCAACAUGAUGAUGCAGCAGCAGCACCAGCACCAACAGCAGGCCGGCAUGAUGCACAAUCAAGCGCCCGCCGGGCACCUCGCGCAGCACAGCGCGAUGCCGAUGCCGAUGACGACGUGGCAGACGACGGCCGACAAUGCGAUGCGGAAGGAAGUCAUUACGCGCAUCGUCCAGUUUCUGCAGAUGCAAAAGCCCAACGCGCCGCAGGACUGGAUGAAGCGGCUGCCACAGAUGGCCAAGAAGCUCGAAGAGGCUUUGUACCGCAAGGCAACGUCGAAAGCCGAGUACAACGACAUGAGCACGCUCCAGUCGCGCCUCCACGUUGUCGCGCAAGAGUUCAAGACCAAGACGACGAUGGCCAACAACAGCAACGCGGCGACGCCCAAGCCCGCGGGCGAGUGGCGCUCGCAAGAGGACAACCCGCUCCGACAAGACCUCAUUGGGCGCAUCGUCAACCUCCUCAAGGCGCAGAACCCGUCCGCGACGCCCGAGUGGAUUGGCCGCCUUCCGCACAUGGCCAAGAAGCUCGAAGAUAUGCUGUAUCAAAAGGCGGCGUCCAAGGCCGAGUACGGCGACCUCUCGCGGCUCAAGGAGCGGCUUCAGGAAGUCGCGACCGAGAUCCACAAGACCAACCACCAGCAAGCCAAGGAGAAGACGCCGACCGCCAACAACGGCAACAACAACGGCAACACGAAUGGCAUGCCACCGACAAACGUCGGGCCGGUCGCCAACCCAGUGCCGACAGCGUCUGCGGCGCCGGCCAAGGACGGCUCGUCGUCCUUCACCGACAUUGCCAAGACGAUUGCGUCGUACUUGUCGCCGCGCACGAUCGGCGAGUACAACCAGAAGGUGCUCUCGAUGAUGAUGAACCUGGACCAGAACCGGCUCGUCUUGCAGCGCCAGCACAUGCGGCUCAUGCAGCUCAAGCACGCGAGCGAGUGCAAGCUGCCGUCCGACAAGUGCCAGCACCCGGCGUGCGCCGACAUGAAGCUCCUUUGGGGCCAUCUCCAGAGCUGCCACAAGAGUGAGCUCUGCAAAGCGCCGCACUGCCUCAGCUCCAAGUACGUCCUCGCGCACUACCAGCAGUGCAGCACGCCGACGUGUGUCGUGUGCCGGGCGCCGGACAACAACGCUGCCACCACGCCACCGCAACCGAUGGGGCCGCCCUCGAUCAUCACCACGCAGCCGCCGUACGCCUUCCAGAACCAAGCGCGGGGCAUUGCGUCGACGCUGCCCGAGAAGGCGGUGCAAGAGUACCACCAGAAGGUCGAGUUUAUGCUGAACGACAAGACCAAGGAGCACCACCAGUCGAUUUUGCUGCGGCAGCAGCAGCGGCUCAUGCAGCUCAGGCACGCGAGCGAGUGCCAGCUCGAGCACAACUGCCCAACGCCGGCAUGCCACGAGAUGAAGCCGCUGUGGCGCCACCUCCAGAGCUGUCGGCAGACGGAGAACUGCCCGACCGCGCACUGCCUCAGCUCCAAGUAUGUACUUGCGCACUUUCAACAGUGCAUGAAGCAGCAGUGCGCCGUGUGCCAGCCCGUACGUCUCGCGCAGCAACAGCAGCAGCACGCGCAGCAGCAUGCGCAGAAGCAGCAAGCCCACUUUCAACAACAGUACCAACAGCAGCUCCAGCAGCAAAUGCACAGCCAGCAGCAGCACCAACAGCAGCAGCACAUGCAGCAGCAGCACGCCCAGGCCCAAGCUCAGGCCCAGGCCCAAGCCCAAGCCCAAGCCCAUCAUCAGCAUCAGCAGCAGCAGCAACAACAACAUCACCAGCAAGCGCAGGCUCAAGCACAAGCACACGCGCAGGCUCAAGCCCAAGCACACGCACAAGCGCAGGCAUCAGCGCAGGCUUCGGCGCCGGUCAAGGACGAGCCGGCGAGCGGGAGUGCCACGAGCAAGGAGCGCAUCCGUCAGUUCACGGACAAGGCCAAGGCGAUCGCGUCGAUGCUGACGGCCAAGACGACGCAGGACUACCACACCAAGGUCGUUGGCAUGAUGCAGCCGCGCAAUGUGCUCCAGAACCAGACGAUCCUCGAACGGCAGCAGCAGCGCCUCUUGCACCUGCGCCACGCGCUCUUUUGCACGCUUGACAAGUGCAAUGCCGCCCACUGCGCCGAGAUGAAGAAGCUCUGGGCGCACAUCAACCAGUGCAAGAAGAGCGACGCGUGCGCGUUUGCCCACUGCCUCAGCUCCAAGUAUGUGCUGAGCCACUUUCAGCAGUGCACGAACCUCACGUGCGUCGUGUGCGAGCUCGUGCGCAACCCCGUCGAGAUGGACAAGCUCGUGGCCGAAGAGGCGCGGGAGCAGGCACCCCCACCGUCGUCGUCGUCGUCGACGACGACGACGACCGACGCCAAGAAGCGGCCGCUCGAGUCGCCGGACGAGGCGCACGUGGCCAAGAAACCGAAGGAAGAAGCGUCGCUCUCGCCGCCACUGGCGCUCGCAGAGCCCGAGACGUCGGAAGAUGGCCUCUUUGACUGUCCGCCCGAGCUGCUCAAGGACGACAUGAAGGACGACGACGGGCUGAACGGCUUCAUGGCCGACCUCGACGCCGACCUCGACGAGUACGACCCGGACGAGUUUGGCACGCUCCUCAUGACGGACGAUACAAUAUAAGUGAAGACGCGUGGUGUAGUUUUAUUAAGGUAGGCAAGAGAACAACGAGACAGACGACGACAUAACAACGUGUGUUUGAGUCUUAUCGUUAGGUCUUAUACCGCGACCAA